UAUAAUAAUAAAAGACAUAGUCUUUUUCGAAAAAUCCCAUCACACCAAUCUCCAGGCCUUCAUACCUCUUAUAACCAAAUCUAUCUGCUUUCUCCUCUCCUCUCAUCACCAAACCCUAACCCUAGAAUUUAGAGAAACAAUGGCAAAUGAGGAUGUGGCCACCAUCAUCAAGAAGACCAUGUUAGUGCACCCAGCUAAACCUCACCCAAUCACAGCACUGCAGCUCUCAAAUCUAGACAGAAAGUGCCCUGAGCUCAUGUACUUGGUGUUCUUUUACGCUAAACCCCUCAAGAACUCGUCUAGUAAUUUCCUCACAGAGUUGAGGGAGGGUCUAGAGGAGACUCUAUCAGAUUGGUACCCAGCUGCAGGUAGGCUGAUGUUGGAUGGUGAAGGGAAGUUGAACCUUGAUUGUAAUAAUUUUGGUGCGCUUUGGGUUGAGGCCGAAGCUGCGGAAGUGAGAAUUUCAGAGCUUGGUGAGCUGUCAAUGGCUGAUAAGUUCUUGAAGAAGUUGGUGUUCAGGCCAAAGGUGUCCAGUGAUGGGUUAUUUGAGCUCCCUCUUGUUGUUGUGCAGGUGACCGAGUUCGGUUGUGGAGGAUAUGCCGUAGGAAUUGGAACAAACCAUGCACUCUUUGAUGGAUCGGCAAAUUUCAACUUCAUCAAUGCAUGGGCUUCAAAAGUAUCACGUAGGCGAGACGAGCAAUAUCACGCGGAGAUAUUUGAACCGAUACACGAGAGAGGGAGACUCUUGAUUGAUCAUUGUCAUUCUCAUGAAAUAGCCCACGAUACGAAUAAUGGGAUAUUGGCCUUUGAUCACCUAUAUCAGCUCAUCAAACAAGCCGUCUCUUUGGAAGAUAUCGGAAGGAAACAGCUUGACGAAGCGUACAAGAUUUCGGAGGAGGGAGAUGAGGAAGAAGUUGUUCUCAGGACAUUCACUGUGAGCAAGGAUAUGAUAGAAGAGCUAAAGAGCAAGGUCGAUGGGGGUUCGUGCACUUCCUUCGAAGUUUUAGCAGCUCACUUGUGGAAGGCAAGAACCAGAGCAACACAAAUACCAAAAGAGAGAACAGUGUGCCUCCAAUUCUCAAUUGACAUAAGACCCAAGCUCUCUCCCCCCUUACCCAGAUCCUUCACAGGCAAUGCAUACGUCCUCUCCUCAAUCUCAACCUCGUCAGAAUCCCUCCUUCAAGACCCCCUCUCCUCCGUUGUCCACGAAAUCCGACAAGCCAAAAACACGGUAGACGACAACUACAUACGAGCUUAUCUCGUAGCGCUUGAGGCUCCACGGUAUUGCGACAUCCUCCCUCCUCUGCCUGAGCUUUUAAUCGUAUCAGAUUGGAGACACACUCCUUUUCAUGAGGUUGAUUUUGGGACGGGAGAGGCGAUUUGCGCCGUUCCGUUGGCUGCACCGGUCCCGGAGGUGGCUUACUUUAUGAAGAGCUCAAGAGAGGAAGGAGGGGUUGAUGUUAGGAUCGGUUUGAUGAGGAAGCACUUGGUUGGUUUCUGUCAUUGUUUCUUGCAGACGAUGUAAGUUUUCUGUGCUGUGAGGUUUGCUAUGAGGGUAAAUUUCACAAACCCACCUGAACUUUGUGGGGUUUUCGACAAAACCCCUGAAAUUAUAAAUCAUAAAUUAAAACUUAUAAUCAAUUAUGAAUACAAAAGGCCAAGAAGCAUACGGGGGUUAAUUAUGAGCAAGUAAAGGCAAAUCAAGUCCAGAAAUAAGUAAAAAGUUAGCACAGCAUUCCCUAGCCUUUAUACCUCUCUCUGCAAUAUAUUGUUUCUCAAAACAAUUGUUCCUCCAUUUAUCAGAGACUUGCUCCACUAAAAUAGAGAGUAUGUACCCUUGAGUGCCUCAGUAAUUAAUCCAUCAAACUUCUAAUCAAUUCUUUCUCCAACAGUUUUUGACUUUUUAUUUCACCUAUAUAUUAAUGCCUUUCAUGAAAAUCUACAAUAAUUCGAGGGUUGAAUGCAAGUCUGAAAAUUCAGAGGGUCUUGUGAAAUUUACCCGUGAAGUAGCUUAUAGAGGACAGUGCAAGA
Molecule: messenger RNA, 2031 nt
Organism: Asparagus officinalis (garden asparagus)
Lineage: Eukaryota; Viridiplantae; Streptophyta; Magnoliopsida; Asparagales; Asparagaceae
Product: brassinosteroid-related acyltransferase 1-like
Exons: 3
Coding region: 140-1525 (461 amino acids)
Molecular function (GO): acyltransferase activity, transferring groups other than amino-acyl groups
Source: RefSeq, a predicted model, not a curated record